This is a messenger RNA of Centruroides sculpturatus (bark scorpion), 2151 nucleotides long. RefSeq names its product akirin-2-like. The record is from RefSeq and is a predicted model, not a curated record. Gene Ontology annotation, biological process: positive regulation of innate immune response; positive regulation of transcription by RNA polymerase II. Bases 212 to 748 code for a protein of 178 amino acids. NCBI's taxonomy places the organism in Eukaryota, Metazoa, Arthropoda, Arachnida, Scorpiones, Buthidae. The transcript is spliced from 4 exons. Gene Ontology annotation, cellular component: nucleus; chromatin. Gene Ontology annotation, molecular function: transcription coregulator activity.
GCGUACCUGUUACAAUCGAACAACCAAGCUCACUUUUAAACAUCGGCCAUUUUCUUAGGUCGGAUAUUACGGAGUCUGUAGUCUAAUGUUCCAUUGUUAAAAAAUUUCAAAAUUAGUGACUAUUCGGACUUCUAAGUGUAUGAAUUUCGUACGCAAACGAUCGGAAAUUGACAGUGCGUGAUAUUUAUAGAGAAAUAACGAUAUUUUCGGUAUGGCCUGCGCUACGUUGAAGAGGUCCUGCGAGUGGGAUCCAUUGAACACAAUUAAUGGCAAACCAGCUAAAAGGCGAAGAUGUGUCCCUAUGACAUUAUCGCCGGCCACUCCGCCGACAAGAUUACACGAAAUCCAUCCAUCACCGUUCGGAGAUGUUUCUCCUAAACUUACAUCAGAACAAAUAGCCACAAAUAUAAGAGAAGAGAUGAAAAGGCUACAAAGACGAAAACAACUUUAUUUUUCGUCUGGAGGAUCUAACACACCAGAGAGUUCGUCAGACUCUUCCAGCACGAAUAUAGUAAGUCCUGGAAGUGGCCUUUUAGCACCGUCAAGACGCGAUCAGCCACUUUUUACUUUCCGACAAGUUGGCUUAAUCUGUGAACGUAUGAUGAAAGAUCGUGAAAAUCAGAUCCGUGAAGAGUACGAUCGUGUAUUGACAACAAAAUUAGCUGAACAAUAUGAUACUUUUGUUAAGUUCACAUAUGAUCAAAUUCAAAAAAGGUUUGAAAAUGGUACACCUAGUUAUUUGUCUUAAACUACAUUGGAUAAUUCAGCAGUGGAGCACUAGAGUGUUGAGAAUUCAGUUGUAUAACUUUUUAAAUUCAGAAAACAUGAACAAUGUGGAAAUAAGAAUAAAAAAAAAUAAUAAUAAUAAUAAACUUUUUUGUUGACCUUACUGCAUUACAAGUGCGAACAUUAACAGGUGUUUUCUGUUUUUGCAAGGGACAUGUGAAUGUGCAAUGUUGCCUCCUAUAAUAUGCCUUGGUAACUUUGUCAUUCAGACUACCCGCUGAAGGCAGUUUAAAGAUGUGUCGUCGACGAACUCUGUGCUAACACUUUGAAUAACAGUAUGUAUAUGGAUCACGUAUGGAAGCUAGCUGUUGAUAAUACAGCAGAUAAACACAGCAUUGUAUAUUUUAUUUCUUCUUAAGAUAAUUUAGUAAGUGUUUUUCAUAGGGGAGAAAAAAAUCUAUAUCGUUCUCAAGCCAGAUUUGGCUCGCACAUAAUUGCAUCCCGUGUAGAUUUAAUUAUCGAAUAUGUAGUUGCAACAUAUGAAAUCAAAUUUCUGUUCGCCAGAGUAGUUUGAAACGGCUUCCAUUUCGGCAGAAUCAGGGCUUCACUUGUCGCUCCAAGUGUUAGAAUACUACUAUCAUUUUUUUUUAACUGUAUUUACUCUUCCUCUUAAUGCCCAACUAAAGGUAAAUAUAUAUUCUGUGAUGUGCCAUGAUUUAAAAUGUUUGGAAGUGUUUUUUAUCAUUGUAAAAUACUCUUCCAUCAUCAGUUUCCUUAAUUUAGUUUUUGUCCGUUCAGAUUGUGUUUCCUUUUGUUUUUUAUGUACAUCAAAAUUUGAUAAACAUGUAGCACAGAAACACAGAAUUAGUUUCAUUUUUGUAAUUUUUAAGUUGUAUAAGAAAAUUUCAGCGAGGACAAAGGAUAAGUUUUUGAAUACUUACAAAAUUUCUGUGGCAGCACCUGUGUUUUUAUGUCUUUGUAAAGAUUCAAAACAAUAAAAAAGAAACAACUCCCACGGAAGAGUAAAUUUUAUAUUUUGAUUAAAAUAUAAUAUAUGAGGGGAUUAUUGUAGAAGUUAAUGCGCCCAACUUGAGAUUUGUGAUAAUUUGUUGAGAGAUGUAAUAAGUACUUACGUUAAUACAGUGUAGAAAACUACUUGAGUUUUGGAAUUUCAGUAACGCUUAUAAAGCUUGUUUGAGAGGCUGAAAUUUCAUGUUAUCGGUACAUUUUUUCAUUAUAAAAAUUUUGUUCUUAGUAAAAUAACUGACAAACUAGUCAGAAGAGGUUUUUCAAAUGCUGAAAUUCGGUUCUCGAGAGUUCCGAAUUUGACAUUUAAUAUAAAGGGCAUUUAUCGAUUUGGAAAAAUUUGUUAACGACCCAAGUGACGAACUAAUCUUUUUUAUUUUGAAAAUUGUUUAUAAAAAA